AAACAAAUUCUACCAAAACUAUUAUAGACAAACAAGAGAGAGAAGAAAAAGAUUAUUACUAUUUCUUUAUUAAAUUUGCCUCAUCAGUUUUUUGUUUAAUUUUCUGAAAAAGGGAGAAAAGUAGAUUGAAGUUCAUGUCGAUCUCAGCUUCUUAUCUCAGAUUAUGCUUCACUUCUCGUCACUACGUAUCGUCUUCUCCAGCAAAUCAAACUCCUAAGUUCUCUAAAAGUAACAGAUCAUCCGCAAAACAUGUUCAUAUCAGUUCCAAUCUGCAAUAUAAUGCAGUUUCCAGACCCCAUACACAAGAAUACAAAGAGGUAUUGCAAAAGGGUAGUUUGCCGGUUAUCAAGUGGGACGACACCGUGGAGGAAGAAACACUUGAGGUAUACGACGUUGACCCAGCCAAAAAGAUUAAAGAACAAAUCGAUGCUGUCCGAUUAAUGCUGCGAUCUAUGGACGAUGGAGAAAUAAGUAUAUCAGCUUAUGAUACAGCUUGGGUUGCUCUAGUAAAAGAUGUAAACGGAACAAGUGAAAGUCCUCAGUUCCCUUCAAGUCUUGAAUGGAUUGCAAACAAUCAGUUGGCUGAUGGUUCUUGGGGUGACAGCUCUAUUUUUUUGGUUUAUGACCGUGUCAUCAACACUUUGGCCUGUGUUAUUGCCUUGAAAUCAUGGAAUGUUGAUUCUCACAAGUGUGAAUCAGGAAUGUCGUUUAUAAGAGAGAAUUUGAGCAGGAUUGGAGAUGAAAAUGCAGAGCACAUGCCUAUCGGAUUUGAGGUGGCAUUUCCUUCACUUAUUGAGAUUGGCAAAAAAUUAGGCUUAGAUUUUCCUUAUGAUUCUCCCGUCUUGCAAGAGAUCUAUGCCAGAAGAACACUAAAGCUGACAAGGAUACCAAAGGACAUAAUGCACAAAGUGCCCACAACGUUACUCCACAGUUUAGAAGGAAUGCCAAAUUUGGACUGGCAAAAGUUACUUCAAUUGCAAUGUGCUGAUGGGUCAUUUCUGUUUUCUCCAUCUUCCACUGCCUUUGCACUUAUGCAAACUCAAGAUAAUAAUUGCCUCACUUAUCUCGCAAAUGUUGUUAAAAAAUUCAACGGCGGAGUUCCAAAUGUCUAUCCUGUGGACUUAUUUGAGCAUAUUUGGAUCGUUGACCGGUUGGAAAGACUUGGCAUUUCUCGUUAUUUUAAGACAGAAAUAAAGGAAUGUAUUGAUUACGUCAACAGAUAUUGGACAAAUGAAGGAAUCUGCUGGGCUAGAAAUUCCCCAGUUCAAGAUAUUGAUGACACGUCCAUGGCUUUUAGACUUUUAAGAUUGCAUGGCUACGUGGUUUCUGCUGACGUAUUCAAACAUUUUGAGAACAGGGGUGAAUUUUUCUGCUUCGUGGGACAAUCGAACCAGGCUGUGACAGGAAUGUAUAAUCUUUACAGGGCUUCUCAGCUAAUGUUUCCAGGCGAGAAAAUACUUGAAAAUGCCAAGAAAUUCUCCUCUAAUUUUCUACGAGAAAAACGAGCUAAAAAUGAACUGCUAGACAAGUGGAUCAUCACAAAAGACCUACCUGGAGAGGUGGGAUAUGCAUUAGAUGUACCAUGGUAUGCUAGCCUGCCCCGAGUAGAAACAAGAUUCUUUCUAGAACAAUAUGGUGGUGAAGACGAUGUGUGGAUUGGCAAAACAUUAUAUAGGAUGCCAUUUGUUAACAAUAACCUAUAUCUGGAGCUAGCAAAAUCGGACUAUAGCAAUUGCCAAGCUUUGCAUCAGCUCGAGUGGAGACGAAUUCGCAAGUGGUAUAAAGAAUGUGGGCUAGGAGAAUUUGGAGUGAGCGAAAGAAGCUUGAUGUUGACGUACUAUUUAGCCACAUCUAGUAUAUUUGAACCAGAAAGGUCAAGAGAGCGAAUGGUUUGGGUCAAAACUGCUGUUCUUAUGGACUGUGUUAGAUGUUACUUUAGCAAGAAACAAAUAUCUGCUGAACACAAGACUGCCUUUAUUCACGAAUUCACACAUUCCACCACUCGACACUACAUGAAUUCUAGGUAUAGUGCAGAACAAAAGCUCGUCGCGAUUAUACUCGGAACCCUAAACCAACUCUCACUGGACGCUUUGCUGACACACCGCAGAGACAUCCAUCAGCACCUGCGUCAUGCUUGGGAAAAGUGGCUGCUGACAAUAGGAUGGGGAUGUGGAGUUGUCGAGGGAGAAGGAGCUGCUGGACUAAUAAUUUGUACGUUAAAUUCAUGCACUGGCCGUUGGGUGUCGGCGGAGCUAUUGUUGUCCCAUCCAAAAUAUCAAAGGCUAAUGGAAAUCACCAAUAGAGUUUGUCACCGACUUCGUCUCUUUCACCUCUACAAGGGACAAAAUGCAGACAGCCAAAGAAUAGAAAAGCAGCUGGGGAUGUUGACGUUUAGUGAGAUAGAAUCAGACAUGCAACAACUAGCGGAGCUCGUGCUAUCCCAAUCCGAUUGUUCAGAUGACGAUCUGGAUGCCAAUAUUAAAGACACUUUUCUUACUAUUGCCAAAAGUUUUUACUAUACAGCUCAUUGUGAUACAAGAACUAUCAAUUUGCACAUAGCCAAAGUGCUAUUUGAAAGAGUACUUUAAUAUUCAUCUCCUGUA
Molecule: messenger RNA, 2603 nt
Organism: Nicotiana attenuata
Lineage: Eukaryota; Viridiplantae; Streptophyta; Magnoliopsida; Solanales; Solanaceae
Product: ent-copalyl diphosphate synthase, chloroplastic-like
Exons: 15
Coding region: 135-2588 (817 amino acids)
Biological process (GO): gibberellin biosynthetic process
Cellular component (GO): chloroplast
Molecular function (GO): magnesium ion binding; terpene synthase activity
Source: RefSeq, a predicted model, not a curated record